GCCAAAAAUUAAGAUUUAUUUUCAUGUUAUAAAAAUAAUCAUUUUAAUUUCAUGGUGCGGUUUUAUAUUUUAAUCAAAUGUUUGAUUUCAAAGAUAUGAUAGUGAAUAUUACAGACGAUUUAAGUAUUGAAUUAUAAAUAAAUUUAAAUUGAAUAAGAUUUUGAUUUAAUAAAAAUCUUCACUCUUCAGUUUUCAAUAACCUAAAGUAACAUUACCUUAACCUUUAAAAUAUUUCAUAAUAAAAAACUGGGAGAGAUUUAAAUAUAUUUGUUUUUGUUUUAUAUUAUUUUAAUUAAAUAUUUUGUUUUUUUAAUAUUUAAAAAUAUUUAUUUAAAGUUGAAAGUAUUGUCAUUGUUAUUAAAAAUGCCAUUAAUAUAUAGAAAUAUUACUCGAAUGAGUUAUUGUGUUAAUCGAUACAUUUGUUCAACUCCUGUAAAUAAUAAUAAGAAAACAAACUUUGCCUUUCGCAGACAAGGAAAUGGUAUCCCGAUCGAGACGAAAAAAUUUCUCCGUCACUUCCAUCUACUCCUCAAAAACUAGUAAGCCCACAUGUAACUCGUAGAGUUACAGUAUUGAACAAACUUUUUAUGAAAUACGUAACAGACAUAAUGACAACUGGUGAAGUAGCAGCUGAUGUAGUAGGACUUGGAAUUGAAAUUUCUCGAGUCAAGCUAUCCAAUGAUUUCAAACUAGUAAGAGUGAUGUGGUUUUCUUCCAAUACCAAAAAUUUAGAUCACAUCUCUGAUAUACUUCAUCAAACUGCCUUUAAAUUACGACAUGAAUUGUCUCAAUUGAAAAUUAUUGGUGUCGUUCCUCCAAUAAUAUUUGUAAAAGAUAAACAAUCGGCAAGUUUAGCUAAUCUUGAAAAAACAUUUGAAACUGCCGAUUAUGGAGAAGAUUAUGUACCAACUGUGCGUAUACCUCCUAAACCUGAGCUGUGUUUGUUUACAAGAUUACCUCAGGAGGUUCGCGAUCAAAUUAAAUUAAAUGAUUCUUCUAAUAUUAUAACUGUUGAAGAUGAUAAUGAUAAUAUUGAUGAAACUGAUGAAAUUGAUGAUGGAGAAAUAUACAAUGUAAAAUUACCACCUAUGAGACAAGAUGUAUUAGGUUUAAAUCGAGAAUUGAUAAUGACCCAAAUAAAACAAUCGCUUUAUAAAAGUAAAGAAGCAUUGCAAAAUAGGCUAGACAAUGUAUCAAUUGAAACAUCUCAAACAUUAAAAACGUUUGAUCCGUCAAGUAUCAAUGCACUACGAACAGAAGAAGAAAAUCAAGCCUUCGAUGAUUUCUUAUUAAAAAGACAAAUUGAAGCAAAACGUCAAAGAAAAUACGAAAUGCAAAAUUUUUACGAAGACAAUUUGGAUAUUCAAGAGAAAGUUGAAGACGAGCUAGAUGAUUAUGAUGAAGAAUUUGAUUUUGAUCAAUUUAAUGACAUUAAUGAAAGAGAUCUAAAGUAAUUAUGUUCCAGAUUAGUUGGCGUUUCAUUGGGGAAUGUUUCUUCCUGACUAUCAUCUUCGUUUUCGGAUUUUGAAUCUGUUGAGUCAAUUGGUAAUGGAGGAAGUUUACGAGGUAUAAUUCUGGAAGUUUGUUUGACGUGUUUUGAAGUGAGUUUUGGAAAACUAUCACUCAAAGCACAAGCUUCAAGAACAUGUUUGUUAAAAAUUUCACUUUUAUCGGCAUAAACGUGAUGACCAGCUCCCGAUAUGACCUGUAAAUAAACACUUUAUUUAGUUUUUAAAUAAAAUUAUUGUAACAUUUAACAA
Messenger RNA from Microplitis mediator, 1760 nucleotides. RefSeq lists its product as uncharacterized. The transcript is spliced from 4 exons. The coding region runs from base 588 to 1454 and encodes 288 amino acids. NCBI's taxonomy places the organism in Eukaryota, Metazoa, Arthropoda, Insecta, Hymenoptera, Braconidae. The record is from RefSeq and is a predicted model, not a curated record. Gene Ontology annotation, biological process: rRNA processing.